Drosophila virilis is the source of this 3803-nucleotide messenger RNA. RefSeq lists its product as uncharacterized. Gene Ontology annotation, cellular component: membrane. NCBI's taxonomy places the organism in Eukaryota, Metazoa, Arthropoda, Insecta, Diptera, Drosophilidae. The record is from RefSeq and is a predicted model, not a curated record.
AGAGCACGAGGGCUCCUUUUUCAUAUUGGCGCCUGUUUUUGCUCAGUGUUGUACCUGUUUCCGCUUAUUCAUACACAAAUUUAAUAAUACCAUAAUAAUUAUGUCAAAUGCAUAAUAUCUGAGGGUAGACAACGGUCGCCGGUGCUGUUCGAUAUUCUUGUCUAAUCCGUCGCCAUUUCUAAAACUGAUGUCGCCCUAUUCCACUGUACGGCUAAAUUGCCUUUUACGACUUUACUAUUAUUGUGGUAACAAUCAUUUGAUGCCUUACAUUAAAUAUAUACUGACAACAGUAAAUAGUUUGAAUAAUUUCAAGGUUGAAAACAAAUAAGUCUGCACAAUCGAACCAAUAGAAUUGCUACUGCAAAAUGUAUUAACUAAAGACACAAUUGUGAAGCAGUAUACUAAGACAGAAAGUCAGUUAUUUAACAAUACAUAACAUACUUCUUGAUCUGGGAACAGCGUAUUGCACAUUCGACUGUAUCCGAAAAGGACCUAAGCGUACGAUAUUUUCUGUCAAUUAGCUAUGUAUAUACUGCUUGCUGCCCAUUCCUAAAUAGAAGUAAAACAUGACCUAUAAAUGCAAUUAUCGUUCCCGGUGCAAUACAAUUGCACUUUUUACGCUUUUGCAUAUCGGCCAAAAACUAAAAGGAAACGAUGCUAGUGUACAGUUUCAUCAGCAGUCAGUCGACAACAAAUAUAACAUAACUGAGACAUUUCAAGAUGAAAUGGAACAAAUGGAUUCACCAAAGGACCAAAAGCUUAUCGUACGGUUGCCAUCCAACACACUUCUCAAGUACACCUCCUAUAAAGAUGUUUCUAUACUUCACUUUCGAGUUCCAUCAGAUUCGCGAGCUGCGUACUUUAGUUUUAAAGGGUUCGAAGAAUCAAAGAGUGCCUUUCAAAGAAAAUGCAAGCCUAAGGAUGUUACUCUUCAUUUAAAGGCUAACAGUUUUCCUGUAAUAAGUCCCGAAAAUAUUACUUUUCCAAAGAAUUUUUUAAUCUCCGACGAAAGAUUCAAAGUAUAUAACCUGGAGUUUAUGUCUGAUCAGACGAAACAUCGCAUUGAUAUACAGAGUCCUCAAAUAGGAAGUUGGUUUGCAGUUGCUUUCGUCAGUUGGACAGAUCCAAAUAAUGAGCGCAUUGAACAGCAGGGUCUUUCUUCGUCAUGCGAUACGUUGCUUUUGGCGGAACUGUCUGUAUUACGUUUCUACCCAAGCAUUAUAAAUAGCGGACAAGUGACAACUGGCAGUCUAACCAGUUCGUUUAUCAAUUACAAGCAUAAGAUACACAGCGCUAGUAACAGCACCAGCAAAAGACGCACACCCACAGACAACGAGACACCUGCCAAAGACAGUGAUAAAAAUGAUGGGAACAAUAUGCCACAGCGUGCAAGAAUUUUAAAGCAGCAUGAAAAGCAUCUGCAAGAAUUGAGUAGCCCAACUAAAAAUACUUCUUAUACGCUAAGCAAAUCCAGUUCAAAUAACAAUGACUGUAAGAGUAAUGCCGCUAAGCUUGCAACUAAUAAUGAACAAAUUUACAAGUUCUAUGUGCCAGAUAACAUCGGUGUAGCUACCGCGCGACUAGCGUUCGCUGAAGUGUGUGUGGAUUGUCCGGACAUCAGCUUCGUUACUCAGGCAAACGCGUUUCCACAAAUCUGCAGAGAAGGGCAAGGUUUGGCCGGAAACGAAUAUAACUAUCUCCACAGAACAGUUAUCAAACCAAAUCAGACUGAAGAAAUCUCAAUUCAAUUUUAUGUUCAGCCUAAUACAUGGCACUAUGCCCUUCUAAAUUUUGUCAGCUCUGCAGAUGACUAUCGGAUGGCUUCAAAUAAUGAAUAUAUGACGACAUUAAGCCUUAUGAAACCUAAAUUGAGUCAACAAAAUGGAACAAAUAAUUUCAACUCGGCAGCGUACAACGUUUCGUAUACACUACAGAUCGAUUUUGAAGAGCUAAAUAUACACAAUGAAUCUUGUAAGACCCAGCCUCAGGCAAAAAAUGGGUGUAAGAAUAAUUGGCAACCAGUGCGCAUUCGCGGAAUAAAUUUCUAUCCCCUCCUGCGUCAGAGCUAUCAUGAAUUUUUUAUGUUUGAUUAUGACUUAGAGCCGGAUGAAAACGGUACAGUUCCUGCAUUACUUAACCUAACAGCCCAUUAUUCAGCAGGAUUUGCCUUUGAGCUGGGCGAGGUAUACGAUAUUGGCGGAACGCUCACAUUUGCCGUGUCCAUGAAGCCCGAGCUUCGCUUCAGCAGCGACAUAAAGCCAAUAUCACCUACGACGUCGCCACCAUUAGAAAGGGGUGGAAUUUUAGCUGAGAAGCUUGUGAGCACAUUGGAGGACGCAGGACGUGUGAUGGGCCAUGAGCAGCUACCCCGCGGCAACCAAAGUAUGCAAAUCAUUGUGUGCAUGCAUCUUGGCGUCCCAGGCAUUCCUACAUGGCCCGAUAAAUGUCGAUAUGGUGAAAGACUGCUGCCAGCUUCUACCAUAAUCAAUAAUACUGAUAUAAUGGGUCUAAUACAUGUGCCCUUCCCAGAAAGUGGCCUCUGGUUUGUCACUAUGGGCUUGUAUUGCCACGGAGCAGAAACAGCGCGUGUUACUAUCAUUGACAGCGUCAAGGACUUUGUGCGACAACACGAGAAUUUGCUUCAUGAAAUGCGCAAUCCCUGUGCUUGUGCUGGAAAUGCCAAGCGCUAUGCAGCUUGCGUUGGGUCGAAAGAUUGCUUGGCCGGUAUGAACGAAACUGAGACGCUAAAAGUAAAGGAGUGCAUGAUGGACUCUAAGUGUACCACCGACUAUUUGGAAAUGACGCACCUCUUUGGAGUACAUCACAGAUCGGCAACGGAACAGCAGUUUGCGCUAGAUAACUGCAACACCUCGGUGGUUUUCUCAAUAUCAUCGAGUCCCUGUGUAGCAGGGCGUUGUGGUCGCUUUGGCCGCUGUUAUCAUUACAUGUCGGGAGGUUUUGUAUUUUCAACAUGCAUUUGUAAUAAGGGAUACCGCGGCUGGGAUUGUACUGAAAGCUCGCAGGUGCCUUCGAGUAUGUCUAUCCUCAUGGCCUCGCUGCUACUCACUUUGAGCAACCUUCUAUUUAUACCAAGCAUUUACUUGGCCAUUCGGCGCAAAUACUAUACCGAAGGUGCAAUAUACUUUUUUGCUAUGUUUUUCUCAAUUUUUUAUCAUGCAUGCGACUCAGGAGAGGAGGAAUACAGUUUCUGUUUAGUAAAGAUCAGCGUACUGCAAUUCUGCGAUUUCUAUUGUGGCUUAUUAGCCAUUUGGGUGACACUUAUUGCAAUGGCCCAUAUUCCUCAGCAGUUUGUCUCUCUACUUAGCAUGUUCGGUGCGAUUCUGCUAGCUUUUGGUACAGAACUAAACAAGCAGAGCCUCUGGGUCUUUCUAGCUCCAGCUUUAACAGGCAUUUCGCUCAUCUCGACUAGCUGGGGUAUACGCUGCGCCAAAACUCGCAAAUGGUUUCCUGCUCGACGUUACCUUACUAUUUUUACGCCACUCGGCAUGGUACUGGUAAUGAUUGGUCUGGUCUGUUACGCAUUUCUCCAGACCAAGCAGAACUAUCAUAUUGUUCACUCUAUUUGGCAUAUGGUUAUGGCGCUAAGCAUUAUGUGUUUGUUGCCAUCACGCAAAACAUUCAUACCUAGGCUCUAGCACUUGGACAUUUUUCUUUCGGGUCAGAGGCUAGCCUGCGUUUGCUACGGCACUCCUUAUUGCGCAUCUAAUGUGCGCCAAUUUUUUAAAUUUCACAAACCUCAAUAUAUAUAUAUAUAUGUAACUAUAUGCCAUAUUUAAAUAUGC